GAGGGUGGUACAAAGUUUCAGGUUGAUUCCCUGGUUCCCUCCCACCACCUUCCAACAUGUAUAUAAAUUGUCAGCCCUCCAGAGCCUCUGCCAGUUCUCUCUUCUAGACUUGCCAGAAGCAUCUGAGGACUAAAGAUGAAGAUCUUUUUACUAUUCACCUUUUCCACAUUUUUCUUGUCUGCUUUUGAACAAGCAGCUGCAUAUGCUCACUAUGACAAGAUUUUAACUCAUAGUCGAAUAAGGGCACGCGACCAAGGCCCAAAUGUCUGUGCCCUUCAGCAAGUUAUGGGAACCAAAAAGAAAUACUUCAGCACCUGCAGAAACUGGUACCAGGGAUCCAUCUGUGGAAAGAAAGCAACUGUCUUGUAUGAAUGCUGUCCUGGCUAUAUGAAGAUGGAUGGUAUGAGAGGAUGUCCUGCAGUUGCUCCUAUUGAUCAUGUAUAUGGUACUCUUGGUAUUGUGGGAGCUACCUCCACUCAGCAGUACUCCGACAUGUCAAAGCUGAGAGAAGAGAUCGAAGGAAGAGGUUCAUUCACUUUCUUUGCACCAAGUAACGAAGCGUGGGAGCAAUUAAGUUCGGAAAUUCACAGGAAUUUAAUUGACAAUGUAAAUAUCGAACUAUACAAUGCUCUCCACCACCACAUGGUAAACAAGCGCAUGUUGACAAAAGAUCUUAAGAAUGGCAUGACACUGGUAUCCAUGUAUAAUGGCCAGAAAUUGCUUAUUAACCAUUAUCCUAAUGGGGUUGUUACUGUUAACUGUGCCAGGAUCAUCCAUGGCAACCAGAUUGCUACCAAUGGUGUUGUUCAUGUAAUUGACCGUGUCCUAACCGCUGUUGGAAAUACCAUUCAAGAUUUCAUUGAAGUUGAGGAUGAUCUUUCAUCUCUCAGAGCUGCUGCCAUCACAUCAGACGUCUUAGAUACUCUUGGAAGGCCUGGUUAUUACACACUCUUUGCUCCUACUAAUGAAGCUUUUGAGCGUCUUCCAAGAGGUGUCUUAGAAAGAAUCAUGGGUGACAAGGUGGCUUCUGAAGCUCUUGUGAAGUUCCAUAUUUUAAAUACUCUUCAGUGCUCUGAAGCGAUCAUGGGUGGAGCUGUCUAUGAGACCUUAGAAGGAAACACAGUUGAAGUUGGCUGUGAUGGUGAAACUCUUACUGUGAAUGGAGUAAAGAUGGUGAAACGCAAAGAUAUUGUGACGAGCAAUGGUGUUAUCCACCUCAUUGAUAGAGUGCUAAUUCCUGAUUCUGCCAAACAAGUCAUUGAGCUUGGAGGUGCCCAGCAGACUACUUUUACAGACCUGGUGACACAACUAGGAUUAGCAUCUUCUCUAAGACCAGAAGGCCAAUACACUCUGCUGGUACCACAGAAUCGUGCUUUCUCAGAUGAUACUUUACAGAUGGAUCAACGACUUCUUAAAACAAUCCUGCAGAAUCACAUUAUAAAAGUGAAAAUUGGGCUCAAUGAACUAUACAAUGGACAAGAGCUGGAGACAAUUGGUGGAAAGCUGCUAAGAGUCUUUGUGUAUCGCACAGCUGUAUGUGUUGAAAAUUCAUGCAUGGUCAGAGGAAGUAAAGAAGGAAGGAAUGGCUUUAUUCACGUCUUUAGACAAAUCAUCAAGCCAGCAGAAAAAUCUUUGCAUGAAAUGCUGAGAAAUGAUAAGCGUUUUAGUGUUUUCCUCAGUCUGGUGAAAGCUGCAGAUUUAGAUGAUGUUCUGUCACGGCCUGGAGCAUGGACUCUGUUUGUUCCAACUAAUGAUGCCUUUAAAGGUUUGACUGAUGACGAUAAGGCUGUAUUGAUAAGAGACAAAAAUGCUCUCAGGAACAUUCUCCUUUACCACCUGACACAAGGAGUUUUCAUUGGAAGUGGCUUUGAGCCUGGUGUGACAAACAUCCUUAAAACUAUCCAAGGAGGAAAACUGUACUUGAAAACAGUGAAUGAUACUCUUCUGGUUAAUGAACUGAAGUCAAGAGAACCUGAUCUCAUGGCAACCAAUGGUGUAAUUCAUGUUAUUGAUAAACUCCUAUAUCCAGCAGAUCUGCCUGUUGGAAAUGAUCAGUUGCUCACAAUCCUGAAGAAGCUGAUCAAGUAUAUUCAAAUCAAGUUUGUUCGUGACAGUACCUUCAAAGAGAUUCCACUGACGUUUUACAAAAUUAACAUAAUUGAAAGCAACGUGCAGCCUAUCAUCACUAAGGAAGACCCAUCUAUUACACAGCUCACUAAAAUAAUUGAAGGAGAACCUGAAUUCAAAAUAGUCAGGGAGGGGGAGACAAUAACUAAAGUGAUUCAUGGAGAACCAAUUAUUAAAACAUACACCAAAAUCAUUGAUGGGCAACCUGUGGAAGUGACAGAGAAAAAAGUAACCGAAGAAAGAAUUAUUCAAGGUCCAGAAAUAAAAUAUACCAGAAUUACUGCAGGUAGUUCAGAUAAUGAAGAAAAUUUAAAGAGACUGCUUGAGGAAGAGGUUACCAAGGUGACCAAAUUUAUUGAAGGUGAUGGUCAUUUACUUGAAGAUGAAGAAAUCAAAAGACUUCUGCAGGGAGCUGGAACUGAGUACACCAAGGUUACUAAAGUAAUUGAGGGAGAACCACAGAUUAUCGAGAGAGAAAUCAAGAAAGUCCAUUUGGAAGAAGCACCUGUACGGAAAGUACAAGCAAACAAGAGGACACAAGGGGGAUCAGCAAGAAGGAGGACAAGACUAGCUUAUUCUUAAAAGCUUUUCAAGAUAGAAUCCACAGAAUUACAAAUAAACGGCGUGGUCUUUGAGAGAAAGAGAAAAUGUUUUUUUUUUAAAAAAAAAAAAAAAAGAAAAAGAAAAAAAGAACAUUAGAAAAAAAUGUGUUUUGUAUCACAACGUAAACUGAACCAUGAAUCCACAAAAAGAUGUGAAAAUGCAGAUGCUUACUAAUGGCAUAAUGCUCACUAGGGGUAUUCCAUUGGAGGUGCUAUAAAUGCUCUUAACAGUAGGCAUUAUGCAAGGAGGAAUCCUGGAACUGCUGAAGGCACAAGAAAAACUUCCUCCAAAUUCUGUAGAGCCAGGAUUCCCUCUUAAAUUGGUUAGUAAAUGUUUGCAGGAUGGGAUUCAAAAACAGCAGGGAACAAUGCAGAAUGUAUAUUUUUUAAUUAUUUUUAUUUCCACUAAAUAAGAAAUAUAAAUGAAAUCAGAUCCUUUCUGGAGAAAAAAUCACCUCAGGUGACUUUUAGAAUGAGGAUUGUAAGGUAUUAUGAGUGUUAGCGUAGCACUUUCGGUUCAGUAGAAUUGUAUGUCCUUUAUAAGUCAGAUUUUGUCAUGUUUUUAAUGUCAUAGUGAAAUGGAUAACAUUACCUUUUCUAAACAAAGAAAUAAGCCUUAUAUUCAGUGUAUCUCUUUUUGUUCUACAUUGCAUAUCCAAAUGUCAUAUGGUAAAUGUGGCUAAUGGAAGCUCUUAGUAAGGGGGAAAAAAAUGUUACGAUCUUCCUAAAAUGUAUUUGAGACCAGAUUGAACUUUAUUUAUGUGAAAAAUCAUUCUUGCUAAAGGUGUGCUGUACCAACACACAUAUUGAGAUUCUGAAGUGUUUUCCCAGUUUUCCCUAAAUAUGUCUUCUGGUGUUAAAGUGGAUAAAUAAACUGCAUGCAAACAAUUAACUGCAUGGAAAAUGGUGUCACAAAGAUGAGAUUAGGUCUAAAAGCUUUUAUAUCAAAUCAUGCUUUGCUAGUGUCUGGUAUUAAUGUGGACUUGUCUGUAAAUUAUAUCAUUUCCAUAACUCUAAUUUUGUACUCAUAAAAAUUGUUUACUUUGUUAAUGAAAGCUGGAAAACAAUUACUCAUGGAGUAAGAAAAAACGUUCAAAGUGCCUUAAUUCUGCAAACCAAAGUUUAAGUGGAAACAUCUGAUGUGCUUUUACAUUUCUGUCUUAAAGAAAUACUCAAUAAAGAAUUUGGCUAAA
Phasianus colchicus (ring-necked pheasant) is the source of this 3922-nucleotide messenger RNA. It is a transcript of the gene POSTN, whose product is annotated as periostin. The record is from RefSeq and is a predicted model, not a curated record. Gene Ontology annotation, molecular function: cell adhesion molecule binding. Gene Ontology annotation, cellular component: extracellular matrix. Gene Ontology annotation, biological process: extracellular matrix organization; cell adhesion. NCBI's taxonomy places the organism in Eukaryota, Metazoa, Chordata, Aves, Galliformes, Phasianidae.